Eruca vesicaria subsp. sativa (arugula) is the source of this 1957-nucleotide messenger RNA. The record is from the annotation of a GenBank genome assembly. NCBI's taxonomy places the organism in Eukaryota, Viridiplantae, Streptophyta, Magnoliopsida, Brassicales, Brassicaceae.
AAAGAACACGUUUAUCUGCUCCAAUGGAAAAGUCUUGAUCUUUGGCAUUCACCUAACCAACCUUCAUCGCAUCUUCCCCCAAACUCAAAAAAAGAUCUCCCCUUUUUAAAAAGGCCUAAUCAAAACCCUAAACCCACAAUCCAAUUUCAUCUCUCUCUCUUCCAAUUUUCUAAUCGAUUAGAAACUGUAUGGAAGCGACAGCGUUAUCAUCUGGGUUCCGUCCUCUUCUAAACCCUAACGCUUACAGAUCUCCAAGGUCAUGUUCCGACAGAAAGUCUCUGUCUUUACCUCGAUUCCAUUCAAAAGAGACACCUUUGAAACCUAAAGCGUCUCUCGCGAUCACCCAACAGCGUGAAUUGAGUUUCAAGACGAACGUGUUCGAGCAAACACACCCUGUUGCUGGAGACCUCUCUUACGAUGACACUUGUGCUAAUGUUGCUGAGGAUAAGAUCGGUGUCUUGCUUUUGAAUCUAGGUGGUCCUGAAACGCUUAAUGAUGUGCAGCCCUUUUUGUAUAAUCUCUUUGCUGACCCGGAUAUUAUACGGCUUCCUAGACCGUUUCAGUUUCUGCAAGGGACUAUAGCAAAGUUUAUAUCUGUAGUACGUGCUCCGAAGUCGAAAGAAGGGUAUGCUGCUAUUGGUGGUGGUUCUCCUUUGCGUAAGAUAACUGAUGAGCAAGCAGAUGCUAUUCAGAUGGCUUUGCAAGCUAAGAAUGUUUCUGCUGAUGUCUAUGUUGGGAUGCGGUAUUGGUUUCCAUUCACUGAGGAGGCUGUUCAACAGAUUAAGAAGGACAAGAUUACAAGACUUGUUGUGCUACCAUUAUACCCUCAGUAUUCUAUCUCCACAACGGGAUCAAGCGUCCGCGUUCUCCAAGACUUAUUCAGGAAAGAUCCCUACCUGGCUAGGGUGCCAGUUGCUAUUAUAGAAUCCUGGUACCAAAGGCGAGGCUAUGUCAAUUCCAUGGCUGACCUCAUUGAGAAGGAGCUUCAAAAUUUCUCUGAUCCUAAGGAGGUUAUGGUAUUCUUCAGUGCCCAUGGUGUUCCAGUUAGCUAUGUAGAGAACUCUGGAGAUCCAUACCAGAAACAGAUGGAAGAGUGCAUUGACUUGAUAAUGGAAGAGCUAAAGUCCCGAGGAGUUCAAAACAACCAUAUAUUAGCAUACCAGGUUUAGUUAUUGUUAUCCGUCAUAAAAGCUGCUUGUACAUUACCUCUUUAUCUCAAGGCCUGUAAUUGAUCUUUGCAGAGUCGUGUUGGGCCUGUUCAAUGGCUGAAGCCGUACACUGAUGAGGUUCUUGUCGACCUUGGUAAGAAAGGUGUCAAGAGUCUACUAGCCGUUCCAGUAAGGUAAGAGAACAUAUAAGAUACUUCCCAAGUCCUCAUCAUCAAAAACAUUGUUGGUUAUUGAUUGGUUUUCUUGUCUUUGGAUUUCAGUUUUGUGAGUGAGCACAUUGAGACUCUUGAAGAGAUAGACAUGGAGUACAGGGAACUAGCUUUGGAGUCAGGGAUAGAAAACUGGGGGCGUGUCCCAGCCCUUGGUCUGACGCCAUCCUUCAUCACCGACUUGGCUGAUGCAGUAAUAGAAUCACUUCCUUCAGCAGAAGCAAUGGUGAACCCAAGUGCGGGGGGUGUCUCAGAAGAUAGCGAGUCAUCAGACGCUUUCAGUUACGUUAUGAAGAUGUUCUUCGGCUCAGUUCUAGCCUUCCUACUGCUUCUCUCCCCAAAGAUGUUCCAUGCCUUCAGGAACCAUCUUAUCUAGAAGAAACCUAUGAUGAAUAGUUGGUUGUGUUGGUUUUUUUUCUUGUUGGAGAAAUGUCUUGGUCAAGUGUAAUGUAUAUAGUCCAAUCUAUUGAACUACUAGCACACCAUCUCUAAUGAGGUGAUGUGGGUAAGUAGUUCACUAAAUUGGACUAUAUACAUUACAUUUGAUUAAGAUAUGAGGAAAAUAAUGAGAAGGGUAUA